Euleptes europaea (tarantolino) is the source of this 1606-nucleotide messenger RNA. RefSeq names its product RNA binding fox-1 homolog 3 (gene RBFOX3). Lineage: Eukaryota; Metazoa; Chordata; Lepidosauria; Squamata; Sphaerodactylidae. Gene Ontology annotation, cellular component: cytoplasm; nucleus. Gene Ontology annotation, molecular function: mRNA binding. The coding region runs from base 28 to 1104 and encodes 358 amino acids. The record is from RefSeq and is a predicted model, not a curated record. Gene Ontology annotation, biological process: regulation of alternative mRNA splicing, via spliceosome; nervous system development. The transcript is spliced from 12 exons.
AGCCGCCCCGGGGCUUGCCGGCAACCCAUGCUCUGCUCGAUGGCGAACUCCGGCUGCCUGCUGGUCUCCAACUCCGCCUUGCUGCCGCCCUCGCUCCCGGGUCCGCCGGCCUUCCUCUACCUCCAGCAGGGCAACCAGGACGCCACGGCUCCGCCUGACGCAAUGGCCCAGCCCUACCCUCCAGCCACAUACCCACCACCCCCACAGAAUGGCAUCCCUGCAGAGUAUGCUCCUCCGCCACACCCGCACCCAGCACAGGAUUACUCAGGGCAGAGCGCAGUACCUGAGCACGCCUUGACUCUCUACACGCCAGCACAGAGCCACACUGAACAGCCGGGCACUGACGCCAGCACGCAGUCCAUAGCGGGCACACAAACAGUACCGCAGACAGAUGAAGCGGCACAGACAGACAACCAGACGCUACACCCGCCGGAGAGUGGCUCCGAUAAGCAGCAGCCCAAACGGUUACAUGUUUCCAACAUCCCUUUCCGCUUUCGGGACCCUGACCUGCGGCAAAUGUUUGGGCAAUUUGGAAAGAUCCUGGAUGUUGAGAUCAUUUUCAAUGAACGUGGCUCCAAGGGUUUUGGGUUUGUAACUUUUGAAACUAGUGCAGAUGCCGAUCGGGCACGGGAGAAGCUGAACGGCACCAUCGUAGAAGGACGCAAAAUCGAGGUCAACAAUGCCACAGCACGGGUAAUGACAAACAAGAAGGCGGCCAAUCCCUACACAAAUGGUUGGAAGCUGAACCCCGUGGUGGGCACGGUCUAUGGCCCUGAGUUCUAUGCAGUGACAGGUUUCCCAUACCCAGCCACAGGAACAGCAGUAGCAUACCGAGGGGCACACUUACGGGGAAGGGGCCGCACAGUCUACAACACGUUUCGGGCAGCUCCCCCACCACCUCCCAUCCCCACGUACGGAGCAGUGGUUUACCAGGAUGGAUUCUACGGUGCUGAAAUUUACGGAGGUUAUGCAGCCUACAGAUAUGCUCAGCCUGCAGCAGCAGCAGCAGCUUACAGCGACAGUUACGGCAGAGUUUAUGCAGCUGCAGACCCUUACCAUCACACCCUCGGCCCUGCUGCCACCUACAGCAUUGGCACCAUGUGAAACCUUCAGCUGUUUCCUUCUGGGACCAGGAAGGGCACAAAAAAAAGUUUUUUUUAAGCCAAGCAACAAAACAAUUACAAAACUAACGAGCCAAGCGACUGAGUGAAAGCCCCCUUCUGUCCACACAUGCGCCCCAAAACGACAGGCCAUCCGGAGCGCAAGCACCGACCGACCCAGCUGGACGGAGGGACGGCAGCUGCCCACAGACUCUGAAAAGCCGUCCACACCGGGAGACCCGUGCCCUGUUCCCUCGCUGCAGACCACGGGGACAGGAGGGGCAGGCGCUGACACAGACUGGACUCUGCAGGCUCCGGGCUACCAUGUCUUCCUUCCAGCCCUCCCGAAGAAGAACUGCGGCUCUCCCGUGCUGCAGAUUACGCCACGAGUGCACCUGCAGGGCUAGCAAUCCUGCUUCUUGCUUCCCAGAACCUCCCAGUGCUUUUUGUGCUUUGCUGGUUCAUCCAUUUGUCAAGCUGGCAAGGCCUUGGAUUCCCAGGCAGGG